AUGGAAUUGCUCUAUCUCAUCUGUUCAAUCCUCUACACUACAAUCACAUCCUUCUUCCUCUCUCUCCUCCUCCCAUUUCGCAUCCUUCUCCGCCGUCUCCUCCCUUCACGCGCCGCCGCCUUCGAUCCCAACGUCUCUUACUACCAAGGCACCGUCUGGCACGACCGUCUCCGUCCUGUCCGUCACUCCUUCCGUUACUCCGUCCGUUACGCACUCUUCGACCUCGACAAUGCCGUUAACGCGCCGCCCGAUCAUCUCUCCGCCGAGCAAGCUCGUCUAGUCUCUCACACCACCGGGCCCAUUUUUCUGUUGACAAUACCUCCAAGCGUUGGAUAUGAACAAAACCCAUUGAGCUUGUAUUAUUGCUACAACUUACAAGGAUCGAGUAAGCGCUUAAGCAAAUGCAUUGCUCAGGUUACAAAUACGCCAUGGGGAGAAAGAGUGACAUUUGUGUUCGACCCUGAAUCAGACUUGGUUGCUAAAUCAUUACAAGUCAGUCCUUUCAUGGAUAUGCUUGGGAACUGGAAAAUCAGAGCAAAUGAACCUGGGGAUGAGUUAUCUGUCUCCAUUGAGUCGCAGCAUCCUCAUCUCGGUAACUACUUCUCUGCGACGUUAAAGGCGAAAAGAACAUCUGUCUCUGAUCCUGCAGUUUUCUUCUGGUUGAUGCCUCAUAAGGUUGCUAUAUGGAUCUAUUGGCAUGCACUUAAACUGUGGUGGAAGAAUGUACCUUUUAUCCAACACCCUAGAUACUCAAACCCAUCGUACAGAGAGGAAUCAGCUAAACGCGAUCAAGAACUUCGUUGUCACCGUUUAGAUUGGUCUGAUGAGCUUAAAACAGAUGUUUGUAGUAAUGAUACUAGUAGUUUCGGAGGAUGUCGCUUUGCGUGGCGAGAUGCUAGUUGGCCUUGGUCUUGA
This is a messenger RNA of Microthlaspi erraticum, 915 nucleotides long. Lineage: Eukaryota; Viridiplantae; Streptophyta; Magnoliopsida; Brassicales; Brassicaceae. The record is from the annotation of a GenBank genome assembly.